AUGGAUAUUUUCGUCGAUGAACUACAAAAGAAUAGACGGUAUCAAAAGAUAAUGCAUUUAGGCGAAGGCCAGUUUGCAAACGUCUUCCUUGCCCGUGAUAACUCGAGAAACGGUACAUUUGUCGCUAUUAAGAAGGUCAAAGCAGGUCCCAAAUGGGUGCUAGAAGAUGGGAUGAAUAUAUCCGCUAUUCGGGAAGUGAAAUUAUUGCGUGAGAUGGACCAUCCUAACGUCAUGACUCUACUGGAUGUUUUUAGUCAGGACUUUGGUGUCUGUCUUGUUUUUGAGUAUAUGGAAUCUGAUCUUGAUGCUAUUAUUAGAGAUCCAAACAUUGUUCUUACACCAGCAAACAUUAAGUCGCUCAGUUUACAGCUUCUAAAAGGUGUUGAAUAUCUACACGCAAUUUGGAUUCUCCAUCGAGAUUUAAAACCAAACAACCUAUUUUUAAGUCCUCAAGGCGUCGUUAAAAUCGGUGAUAUGGGUUUAGCUCGCCAUUUUGCCGCCUCCCCUGGUCGACCUAUGACUCAUCUCGUGGCUACCCGAUGGUAUCGUGCUCCUGAGCUCAUUUUCGGAUCUACUCACUAUGGAGUUGGUGUUGAUUUGUGGGCCGUCGGAUGUAUCAUCGCCGAAUUUUUGCUUCGAGUACCGCUUUUCGUUGCAGACACUGAUUUCGGUCAAAUUGAUAAGAUUCUUGAGGUAAAUAGUGUUCAAUUCUUCAGUAAUUAA
This is a messenger RNA of Rodentolepis nana, 723 nucleotides long. NCBI's taxonomy places the organism in Eukaryota, Metazoa, Platyhelminthes, Cestoda, Cyclophyllidea, Hymenolepididae. The record is from the annotation of a GenBank genome assembly.